UACCGCUAACACUUAAAAGGAGAAAACAAGACAGCCACCUUUUUUUUUUUGCAGUGUAGCUUAGGCGUGUAACAUUACAUUUUACUUAUAAAGUCUUCUUUUUUUUGUAAACUUAAGGGUCUUUUUUUUAAUUCUUGAUUUCACAAAUGACCCCCCAGGUGCUCUGGGUAGUGGUUGCAUUGUCCGGCAUCCUCUCUGUGACCUCCUAUGAGGCAUUCAAAUGUCCGCGAAUCUGCCACUGCACGGCCUCCAGCUUCCAAUGCAGCAAUGAUACUCAACUGGCUUCUAAGAAUAACACCACAUCCAUAGUUUUCAAACACCUGGAUCUUGAAGAACUUCCAACCCAUGCCUUCAAGGAACUGAUCAACAUAAAAGCAAUCAUGAUCUACUACAGCUCUGUGACCCGGAUACAGACACACGCCUUCAUCUCCAUUUACGGCUUGAGAGAAAUUACUCUUAAAAAUAUGAAAAAUCUGAGGACAAUUGAAAAGGGAGCAUUCACUGACCUGCCCGAUCUGAAUUAUUUGUGCAUCUUUGGCACUGGGGUGAUGCACUUCCCAGACCUUUCCACUAUAUCCUCCUUGGCAUUCCCAUUCAGCCUAAAAAUGCAAGGAAACAUGGCCAUAAAAAAUAUUCCUGCCAAUUCCUUCAAUGGUAUGACACAGAUGACCAGUGACAUCAGCCUGAUCGGUAGCGGUUUCAAGGAAAUCAACCCACAUGCAUUCAAUGGAACCUUCAUCAGAACACUAGAUUUAAGAUACAACAGACAUCUGUGCAACCUUCCAGAAGACGCUUUCGAAGGAGCCUUGGGUCCGCUUUAUCUGGAUGUGUCCUCCACAGCUUUGACCUCCCUCCCCCGGAAGGGGUUGGAGCAGGUAAAGCGCCUGAAAGCCAAAUCUGCUUUUGCUCUGAAGCGCCUUCCUCCAUUAGAGAGCCUGGCUGAGCUGGGGGUGGCUGAGCUCACGUACGCGAGCCAGUGCUGUGCGUUCCGCUUGUGGUACAGCAAACACAGACAGGAGGCCCUCAAGAAUCCAAUCCCAUUUUGUGAAUCGAUACACACACAUUUCGGUCGAGGCAUUGACCUCUACAAAGAGAAUCCACAACUGGAACAUAUUUGUCCCAGCCACGCCGGCAUCCAGUGCACGCCAGAGCCAGAUCCUUUUAACCCUUGCGAGGACCUCCUGGGUCCCAUCCUGGGCAACGUCACAUGGAUAAUAGCAUUUUUGACAAUUGUUGCUAACCUCACUGUGUUGGUCAUGCUGCUCUUUACCAGUCGCAAGCUAACUAUCUCACGAUUUCUUAUAUGUAACCUUGCCCUGGCAGACCUGUGCAUGGGCUUUUACCUGAUGCUCAUUGCCCGCAUGGACUGCCACUCUCGCCACGAGUACUACAACCACGCCACGGAAUGGCAGACGGGCCCAGGAUGUGACAUGUCAGGCUUCCUGACAAUGUUCUCAAGUGAGCUAUCCGUUUAUACGCUCACUGUGAUAAGCUUCGAACGCUGGUACACCAUUAUCAAUGCCAUGGAUCUAAACAAGAGGCUGGGGAUGCACCAUGUGGUGGCCAUCAUGGUUGCAGGUUGGGUCUUCUCCCUGCUGGUUGCUUUGCUGCCCUUAGUAGGAGUCAGCAGCUACAGCAAAGUGAGCAUCUGUCUCCCAAUGGAUAUUGACACGCGGGCUUCCCGGGCAUACGUGAUGAUUGUGCUAUUGCUUAAUGUCCUUGCAUUUCUGGGGGUGUGUUUCUGCUACGUGUGCAUCUACCAGAGUGUCCGCAAGCCGGAGCCUGCCAAUCACUACAAUGAUACAAAGCUCGCCAAGCGCAUGGCGGUGCUCAUUUUCACCGACUUCCUUUGCAUGGCGCCAAUCUCCUUCUUCGCAAUCUCUGCGACACUGCAUAUGCCCCUGAUCACCGUGUCUCACUCCAAAAUUCUCCUCAUCAUUUUUUAUCCCAUCAACUCCCUCUGCAACCCUUUCCUGUACACCAUCUUCACUCGGGGCUUUAGGAAAGAAGUGCGCCUGCUGCUCCAACGUUGGGGAAUACUCCCAUAGCAUUUAAAGGUAAAGCUCCACAGCUCUCAAAUUACCUGCCUCCAAAUUAUGCCCAACACAAAACCACACUUUAGUUUCUCUGCUAUUCACUAGAAUUGGUGGAUGGACAGAUGUUUCAGCAUGUACAGUAUUUGUGUGUGUACUAUAUUAUAUACAACCCCAAUUCCAAUUAAGUUGGGACGUUGUGUUAAACAUAAAUAAAAACAGAAUACAAUGAUUUGCAAAUCAUGUUCAACCUAUAUUUAAUUGAAUACACUACAAAGACAAGAUAUUUAAUGUUCAAACUGAUAAACUUCAUUGUUUUCAGCAAAUAAUCAUUAACUUAGAAUUUUAUGGCUGCAACACGUUCCAAAAAAGCUUUGACAGGGUCAUGUUUACCACUGUGUUACAUCAACUUUUCUUUUAACAACAUUCAAUAAACGUUUGGGAACUGAGGACACUAAUUGUUGAAGCUUUGUAGGUGGAAUUCUUUCCCAUUCUUGUUUGAUGUACAGCUUCAGCUGUUCAACAGUCCGGGGUCUCCGUUGUCGUAUUUUACGCUUCAUAAUGCGCCACACAUUUUCAAUGGGACACGGGUCUGGACUGCAGGCAGGCCAAUCUAGUACCCGCACUCUUUUACUACGAAGCCACGCUGUUGUAACAUGUGCAGAAUGUGGUUUGGCAUUGUCUUGCUGAAAUAAGCAGGGGCGUCCAUGAAAAAGACGUUGGUUGGAUGGCAGCAUAUGUUUCUCCAAAACCUGUAUGUACCUUUCAGCAUUAAUGGUGCCUUCACAGAUGUGCAAGUUACCCAUGCCAUUGACACUAACACAGCCCCAUACCAUCACAGAUGCUGGCUUUUGAACUUUGCGUCCAUAACAGUCCGGAUGGUUCUUUUCCUCUUUGGCCCGGAGGACACAACGUCCACAAUUUCCAAAAACAAUUUGAAAUGUGGACUCGUCAGACUACAGAACACUUUUCCACUUUGCAUCAGAUCAUCUUAGAUGAGCUCGGGCCCAGAGAAGCUGGCGGCGUUUCUGGGUGCUGUUGAUAAAUGGCUUUUGCUUUGCAUAGUCGAGUUUCUCAGUCUUUUUUGCCACCUGUCCCAGCUUUUUUGGAACGUGUUCAUAAUUAUUUGCUAAAAACAAUAAGGUUUAUCAGUUUGAACAUUAAAUACCUUGUCUUUGUAUUCAAGUAAAUAUAGGUUGAGCAUGAUUUGCAAAUCAUUGUAUUCUGUUUUUAGGCGGCACGGUGGCCGACUGGUUAGAGCGUCAGCCUCACAGUUCUGAGGUGCGGGGUUCGAUCCCCGGCCCCGCCUGUGCGGAGUUUGCAUGUUCUCCCCGUGCCUGUGUGGGUUUUCUCCGGGCACUCCAGUUUCCUCCCACAUCCCAAAAACAUGCAUUAAUUGGAGACUCUAAAUUGCCUGUAGGUGUGACUGUGAGUGCAAAUGGUUGUUUGUUUGUAUGUGCCCUGCGAUUGGCUGGCAACCGGUUCAGGGUGUACCCCGCCUCCUGCCCGAUGAUAGCUGGGAUUGGCUCCAGCACGCCCGCGACCCUAGUGAGGAGAAGCGGCUCAGAAAAUGGAUGGAUGUAUGUUAACUAUAUAAUCAGAACUGGGGGAAAAAAGCAUGCAUUAACAUCUCCAUGUUGGCUCUAGAGAGAAUGGAGCAGACUCUGGCUAUGUUCUUUAAAUGAGAAAAACCUGUUUUUGUUAUAUUUUUGAUGUGUGCAAUAAAAGUGAGUUCAGAGUCUAGAAUAACAAUGAGGUUUUUCAUCAGUGGGGAAGGUUUUAAGGACAGUGCUUGUAGUUGAGUCAGCGGGCCUCAGGGCCACAGACUAAAACUUCAGUUUUCUCCUGGUUAAACUGGAGAAAAAUGUCUGCCAUCCAGGAUUUGAUGUCUAAAAUAUAGUUUAAAAGAGUAUCCAUUGGACAAGUGACAUCAGGAGACACUGAGAUGUAUAGUUGCACAUCAUCAGCACAGCUGAGGAAGUUCGCUCCAUGCCUCCUGAUGACACUGCCAAGAGGGACAAUAUGCAAAUUGAAUAAGGCGGGCUAAAAUUGAUCCCUGUGGGACACCACGUGUUAUUUCAUGGAUUUCUGAAGAGUAUGUAUCUAAACUUAUCAUAAAGGUUCUGUCAGUACCAUUUCUGGUGGAGUAAAAAAUAUAUAUUUGUGUAUAGUACCAGAGAGGCCAACCAGGUGUUUAAGUCUGUUUAAAAGAAUAGUGGGGUCUACCGUGUCGAAGGCAGGACUAAGAUUCAACAGAAUCAGCACAGUGAAUUGACAGUUAUCAGAACUGACUCUAAAAUUUUGAGGCCCGUCCCAGUGCUGUGAUUCAUGCUAAAACCAGACUGAUACUUUUCAAGGAUAUUAAAAUGUAUUGAAAAAAAUACAUUAAAAUCAGUGAAUUGAAUAAAAACAUUUUUUUUCUAAAAUUGUGCUUAAAAAUGGUAAGUUAGAUACAGGUCGGUAGUUGUUCAAAUCAUUAGAAUCGGAAUAGCUCUUCUUCAGAAGGGGCCUUACCACUGCUUCUUUGAAUUGCGCAGUGAAGAUUCUCAUCUGAAGAGAGCAAUUUACAAUGUUUAAAAGUCCUUGGGUAAAAAUCCAUGUUUUAAAAAUUUAAUUGGGUCUAAAAGACAUGGUGGACAUGGACUUUGUCAAGUAUCUCAGCAUCAAUAUAAGUAAAAAAACUGUCCAAUGUCUCUUCAGGAAAAGACAGGCACUCAGAUGUGUUUAAAAUGUGUAAUGAUUGGAUCAAAUGUUGCAUCUGAUAGUGUCAAACUUUCCUCUGAAGUGGACUGCCAAAUCCUCACAGAGAAUGUCAUUUGGAGUUAAAGGGAAGCUGUUAAAAUUCCGAUUAAAUAAAUAUUAAAUAGUGGAGAAUAAAACAUUGGAUGUAUUUUUGUUGUUUGCGAUUAUUUUUGGCAAAAUAAGCAUUUCUAAAAUAUUUCACAGUCUUGUUAUGAAAUUUAAGUUGAUCACACAAUGCCUAAUAAUUGAUUCUGGUCAUAUUCUUCUCUGUAACACCCUCCAGUUUUGUUUUAAUUUAAAGCCAAACACAAUCCAUUCAUGAUGCUGGUUGACUACUUUGUUGUUCUAAAUGUAGAUUUCUGUGAGCAGGCAACAUAAGGGCACAUCUUGUGCUGAGUGGCCUGAGUACUGGCCUUCAGAUGUAUUAUCUACAGUAACCAAUUCAUAGUCAACAUUGUUGACUGUGAAAUAGGAAAGAUGUGCCACUCGUUGGUAAUCUCCUCUGGUCAUUUUCAUGAUAGUCGUUAGCCCCUGUGAAACUUAAAAUAUUGCAUUGCUCAUAUUGCACUGCACAGCCCAAGUAGUUCCUAUGCCACAGCAACUUCCAUUCCUGCCUCUAUGAUAUUCAUUGUUAGGCUUGACCAAGUUUUAAUUGGACAUCAAAAAUUGAACUCCAGAACAAUUUUGUAGGGUUCCACUGUCUAUCAUCAAAACUAUUUUUCUGACUGUACUUUUGGGUAUUGUGUAUAAUUUUGGAUUCUGUUAAGUCAUUUUUGUGUAGAAUUUUCCAAUUUUAUCAAUCCAUGA
Molecule: messenger RNA, 5582 nt
Organism: Phyllopteryx taeniolatus (common seadragon)
Lineage: Eukaryota; Metazoa; Chordata; Actinopteri; Syngnathiformes; Syngnathidae
Gene: lhcgr
Product: luteinizing hormone/choriogonadotropin receptor
Exons: 11
Coding region: 147-2048 (633 amino acids)
Biological process (GO): male gonad development; follicle-stimulating hormone signaling pathway
Cellular component (GO): membrane
Molecular function (GO): follicle-stimulating hormone receptor activity; luteinizing hormone receptor activity
Source: RefSeq, a predicted model, not a curated record